Messenger RNA from Hydra vulgaris (swiftwater hydra), 1061 nucleotides. Its product is annotated as lambda-crystallin. The record is from RefSeq and is a predicted model, not a curated record. Gene Ontology annotation, biological process: fatty acid metabolic process. NCBI's taxonomy places the organism in Eukaryota, Metazoa, Cnidaria, Hydrozoa, Anthoathecata, Hydridae. Gene Ontology annotation, molecular function: L-gulonate 3-dehydrogenase activity; NAD+ binding.
UUGUAUAAACUUUUUAUAUAAUUAGUUUUAUAAUCAAAGAAGCAAAAUCAAUGGACAGUAAAGGGAAGAUUGCUGUAAUUGGCAGUGGGUUGAUUGGUAAAUCCUGGGCUGCAAUGUUUUGCAAAGCAGGAUAUUCUGUUUGUUUGUAUGAUAACAACUUAGAUCAACUGGUAUCAGCUGUAGAGGGAGUAAAGUUGUUGCUAAAAGAAUUUCAAGAAAAAGGUUUAGUUAAUGAAAAAUUUACUACAGUUGAAGAUGCAAUGAGUUUGCUCUCAACAAGUACCACUCUUCAGCAAGCUGUGAAUGAAGCUUUGUUUGUACAGGAAUCUAUUCCUGAAAAUCUUGACUUGAAGAAAAACUUGUUUAAAGAACUGGAUAACAUAGUUUCUGAAAAGACAAUAUUGAGUAGUUCUUCCUCUUGUCUUUUUCCAUCAUUGUUUACAAAUGAAUUGGUUCAUAAAGCACAAUGUUUAGUUUCACAUCCAGUAAAUCCACCUUAUCUUGUACCGUUAGUUGAAGUUAUUCCAGCCACAUACACCCAUCAGAAAGUGGUUGAUGAUACAAUGAAGAUUAUGAAAGAUAUUGGACAACACCCUGUACUUGUAAAGAAAGAAGUGAAUGGUUUCAUCCUUAAUCGACUUCAAUAUGCUGUAUUAAUGGAAGCAUGGCGUCUUGUAGAGGAUGGAGUUUGUUCGCCUGAAGAUAUUGAUACUGUAAUGACACAAGGGCUUGGCUUAAGAUACUCGUUAAUUGGUCCAUUUGAAACAAUUCAUUUAAAUGCUCCAAAUGGUGUGAAAGACUACUGCGAGCGGUAUGGAACAAAUAUAGAAGCGAUAUGUAGAGAGCAAGAAAGCACCCGGUCAUGGUCUGGUUCCACAAUGGAGGCGAUUCAUCAAGCAAUGUGUCAGAAAAUUCCGCUUGAGUCUCUAAACGACAGACGCGCACUACGUGAUCAACGACUAAGUGCACUUGCUGUUCAUCGGAAGUACGCAGAUCAUAAAUGAUGUUAUACAAUUUUUUGUUCUUUAAUAUAUAGAGAAGAUAAAAACUAAAUUUAGUUA